Molecule: messenger RNA, 308 nt
Organism: Symbiodinium natans
Lineage: Eukaryota; Dinophyceae; Suessiales; Symbiodiniaceae
Source: the annotation of a GenBank genome assembly
ACGGACAGUCAAGUGCCGACAACCCUUCAAGGCCUCAGGCUGGACGCAAGUUGCGGCGACCACGUGGUCUCCUCUUUUGGCUUCAAAUCCAAAGGCAGCCUUGGCCUUGAAGUAGAGUGCGCCGCGGCCAGCACUUACGGAGAGGCGGAGAAAGACGACAGCAUGCUGCCUGGAUGGACUCAAGUCAUCAACAGGGACACGGGAAACUGCUACGAUACCAGCCACAAAAGUCGUCCAUGCGAUGGCUCUACCGGCCAGAAGUUCGAGAUAAGCAAAACCUCCACACAUCGAUUUUCGAUGAAGUUUAA